Cololabis saira (Pacific saury) is the source of this 1652-nucleotide messenger RNA. RefSeq names its product butyrophilin subfamily 1 member A1. The record is from RefSeq and is a predicted model, not a curated record. Lineage: Eukaryota; Metazoa; Chordata; Actinopteri; Beloniformes; Belonidae. Bases 97 to 1428 code for a protein of 443 amino acids. Gene Ontology annotation, molecular function: protein binding. The transcript is spliced from 10 exons.
GGGGGGCGUGAAAGGAGACAAAAAGACUGAGCAGACGGGGAUCGCUGUCCAUUCGUGCUGACCAUCACCAUCAGAACUGCCACACCGCUCUUCAGAAUGAAAGUGACAAUUGAAGAAACCACCAUGGAAAUGAAACCGAUGAAAAAACCUGAAAAAAGGGUGAGCAUGAUGCUGAGCGGGGAGAGCAGCACCCAGAGCAGCUCCAUCGGUGCCGUCCGCUGGUCCCUCCCUGACGAGAGCGUCCAGGCUCACAGCUCGGCCCCCAGUGCACGCUCCAGCCCAAACAACCUCACAAGUCACUUACAGCAACACCCUCGUAAGAGCAGCCUGAAGGAAUUCCGCAGCCUUCAGGAGUGUGUGCAGUUCAUCAAUCACUGGAAGGAGCAGGUGGACCAAGUGUGCAAGGGAACUAAAGAUCCAGAGGAUGGUACCAAAACGCCAGAGGCCCAGAGCUCGGACCGGCACGCGGAGCGUAGUCUUGAAGAGAGCAGGAAACUGAUUCUGGAGUGGGCCGACGAUCUCCGUCACGUCGACAAGCUUCUGAAGGAGAACCCAUGGGCAUCUGAGAACCAACAGCAUGAAAGUAAAGACGAUGAAGCCAAAGAGGAGGCGCAGCAGAUGAUCAUGGAGUGGGCAAAAGAGCUGCAGAUUGCCAGUGAGAGCUGCGGAGUGCCGAGUGCAGACCUUGGAAAAGUGCUGUGUCUGACGGGCCUGAAGAAGAAACGGCUGGUCAAGCUGCUGCCUCUCAUGGAGUUCAUCACCUGGUCUCUACUCAAGGAAGACAGCAUGACAAAGGUACCACAGUUGUGGUUACUGGCAAAGCAAAGGACCUGGGAAGCGGGAAUUCCAAGAUACAUCCCCAAUUCAGUUUGGACUUGGAUUUGCAGCGCUGCAGCUGACGUGCUACUGGACCCCAUGACGAACCACCCGUGGCUACAGCUCUCAGACGACCGCCGGAAGGUCCAGGAGGACAUCGCACAGUCCGACCUGCCUAAGAGCUCCCAGCGCUUCGACAGCUGGCCCUGUGUGCUGGGUUGGGAGGGUUACAGCAGCGGCCGCCACUACUGGGAGGUGGACAUCGCCAACAACGGCUACUGGCGCCUUGGAAUGACCACCGCCAACUCCCAGCGGCACGGAAACUUCCCCAUGGCCCCGAAGAACGGCUACUGGACCCUGUGGCGCAGCACGCACAAUUUCUACGCCUGCAGCAAGCCGGAGACGGAGCUGCCGCUCAGCCUCGUGCCCCGGCGCAUGGGGAUCUACUUAGACUACGAGGAAGGCCAGAUCUCCUUCUACAACGCAGAAACCAAAUCUCACAUCUACACCUUCACGGGGAACUUUAAAGGGAAGCUGUACCCGCUGUUUGCACCCAUGGAUGGCCGCACCCUCUUGACCGUGAUCCAGCCACAGACGGUCUCGGAAAACUGAGGUGGACUUUUGAAACUCCGAUUGGACACUCAGGAGAACUCAGACUGACUUAAAUGAAGCCAAAGUGGAUGGAGCUAAAGAGAAAGAUUAUUUUAAAAAAAAGUCCAAUACUCUUGCUCUUGAAAUAAGAAAUAUUUAGAAUUUCGUUUACCCGAAUGUUACUAAAACUAUACACAAUUCUCCAUUAAAUGUGUGUACGGACUGGAUCAAAGUGCUAAUCCUGC